AUGGCGACAAGCGCAGUCGAGGUCGACAUCCAAAGGAUUUCCGCUUAUGGACCAGCUCGGUCGACCGUCAAGGUCGACAAGCCACUUGACAAAGAUGAAGUUCGCAAGAUGGACGAAUACUUCAAAGCAAGUCUGUACCUCUGUCUAGGCAUGCUCUACCUACGCGAUAAUCCGCUUCUCAAAGAACCCCUGAAGAAGGAACACAUCAAGAACCGUGUACUGGGUCACUGGGGAUCAGACGCUGGCCAAUCUUUCACAUGGAUUCACAUGAAUCGUCUCAUCAAGAAGUACGGCUUGGAUACACUUUUCAUUUCUGGCCCUGGACACGGUGCUCCUGGUAUCCUGUCCCAGUCAUAUCUUGAGGGCGUCUACAGUGAAGUGUACCCAGACAAGUCCGAGGACGAGGAUGGCAUGCGUCGUUUCUUCAAGUCAUUUUCCUUCCCCGGUGGUAUCGGCAGUCACGCCACCCCCGAAACCCCCGGCAGUAUCCAUGAGGGAGGAGAGCUCGGUUACUCGAUCUCGCAUGCCUUUGGAACUGUCUAUGAUCACCCGAAUCUGAUCGCUCUGACAAUGGUCGGUGACGGAGAAGCCGAGACUGGUCCACUCGCUACCAGUUGGCACAGCACGAAGUUCCUCAACCCACUCACAGACGGUGCAGUCCUCCCUGUCUUGCAUCUGAAUGGUUAUAAGAUCAACAAUCCAACUCUUCUCGCUCGUAUCAGCCACGAAGAGCUCGAAGCGUUGUUUAUCGGUUACGGUUGGACACCAUAUUUCGUGGAGGGCAGCGACACCCAAAGUAUGCACCAGAGCAUGGCAGCAACUCUUGAGCACUGUGUUUUGGAAAUCAAGGAGAUCCAGAAGAAAGCUCGAGAAUCAAAAAAGGCAUUCCGACCACGCUGGCCGUUGAUUGUGCUUCGCACCCCGAAGGGAUGGACUGCCCCUAAAGAUGUCGACGGAAAGAGACUUGAAGGAUUCUGGCGAGCACACCAAGUUCCAAUCACAGAUGUACUCACCAAUCCGGAUCACCUGAAGUUGCUUGAAUCAUGGAUGAAAAGCUACGGCCCAGAUAAGCUCUUUGCGGACAAAGGCAAGAUCAUCGCUGAACUCAGAGCUCUUGCACCAACAGGUAACUCCCGCAUGAGCGCCAACCCAGUCGGAAACGGCGGUCUUCUUCGUAAGCCGUUAGACCUGCCCGAUUUCCGCACCUAUGGUGUCGAGGAAAUCGAUCCCGGAGUCUCAGUCCUUGGAAACAUGACCAACAUGGCAAAAUUUUUGCGGGAUGUCAUUGCAAAGAAUCAGACUAAUUUCCGUCUUUUUGGCCCUGACGAGACGGAAUCCAACAAACUCGGCGAGGUAUACAAGGCAGGCAAGAAGGUUUGGCUUGGUGCGUACUUUGACGAAGAUAAAGACGGAGGCAAUUUAGCAACGGAAGGCCGAGUCAUGGAGAUGCUCAGCGAGCAUACCAUUGAAGGCUGGCUGGAAGGCUACAUUCUUUCAGGAAGACAUGGCUUGCUAAACAGUUAUGAGCCCUUUAUCCACAUUAUCGACUCCAUGGUGAAUCAGCACUGCAAAUGGCUUGAGAAGUGCCUUGAAGUCGAAUGGCGUGUCAAAGUUGCUUCGCUCAAUAUCUUGCUCACGGCAACCGUCUGGCGUCAAGAUCACAAUGGCUUUACGCACCAAGAUCCUGGAUUCUUGGAUGUUGUUGCCAACAAGAGCCCAGAAGUCGUUCGCAUCUACCUGCCCCCGGAUGGAAACUCGCUCUUGUCUGUCGCCGACCACUGUCUCCGCAGCGUUAACUACGUUAACGUCAUUGUCGCCGACAAACAAGAACACAUUCAGUUCCUCUCCAUGGAAGAAGCCGUCGAGCAUUGUACCAAGGGUGCAGGUAUCUGGGAUUGGGCCAGCAACGACCAAGGUGAAGAUCCAGAUGUUGUUAUAGCCUCUGCCGGUGACGUAGCAACUCACGAAGCGCUCGCCGCAACCGCCCUACUACGUGAGUUCCUGCCGGAUGUCAAAGUGAGAUUCGUAAACGUCGUCGAUCUCUUCCGCUUGAUUCCCGAAUAUCAGCACCCACAUGGCAUGUCAGACCAGCAAUGGAAAGCGCUUUUUACCGAGGACAAGCCGAUCAUCUUCAACUUCCAUUCUUACCCAUUCCUCGUUCACCGUCUCACCUAUCGACGCCCUGGUCAAAAGAAUCUCCACGUGCGUGGCUAUCGUGAGAAAGGAAAUAUUGACACGCCUUUUGAGCUUGCCGUAAGAAACGAGACGGACAGAUAUAGCCUGGCCAUCGCUGCGAUUGAUAAUAUCCCACGGUUGCACAACAAGGCUUCUGCUGUCCGAGAGAAGUUUAUUAAUCUACAAAUUGCAGCUAGAAACACGGCUUUUGAGGAUGGCCUUGAUUCGGAAGAGAUUCGGAACUGGAGGUGGCCUUUUUCGAAGAAAUAG
Talaromyces amestolkiae is the source of this 2445-nucleotide messenger RNA. RefSeq lists its product as uncharacterized. The transcript has a single exon. Lineage: Eukaryota; Fungi; Ascomycota; Eurotiomycetes; Eurotiales; Trichocomaceae. Gene Ontology annotation, biological process: carbohydrate metabolic process. Gene Ontology annotation, molecular function: aldehyde-lyase activity. The coding region runs from base 1 to 2445 and encodes 814 amino acids. The record is from RefSeq and is a predicted model, not a curated record.